CGCGACAUCAGUGAUUGGAUCAGUAGCAACGAGCGAAGUCGGCAGUCUUCUUGCAGUGUGAGAGGGUCGACCUCGACGUUUGUCCUCAACCUGGCAGUCUCUGUCAACUCGAUUCUCGCAGUCAAUCUCGUGAAAGGUUAUGGAUAGUCCUACUGCGGACGAUGAUGUAUCACCCAUCUCGAGCAAGCGCGCCAGCUCCCGCCGCCAGUUUGCCUUCUACCCCAACAUGAAUUCCUCAAACAAACCGACGAAGCCAUUCAGCCGCAGUGCCGCGAAGCGAGAGAGUGUCAUGGCUCUAGGAAGCAUCGAGCACCUCCAGCACUACUUCACCAAGACGGGUCUCGCAGCGGAAAAGAACCCUGUCGACAAGCCUAACAAUGGCAUGAUACCAGCAAUCGGAGGUCUGAAUGCGAAUACAAGUAGAAAAUGGCCAGAGGGAGUUCCAGAGUUCCAGUUGCCACCGUCCCCUAUCGUUCCGCAGAUCGUGCGGCCCACCAGCUCGCCGUACGUCAAGACAUACGAGAUUGACCACGAGAAUCUGCGACCAUCCAUCAUCGAAGACCUCACUCUGGUAGAGCACGCAUGGUGGCUUAACGGCGUGCUGCAGUCCGACAUGCUCAGUGUCCAGAGCGCGCACACGGACGGCAACAGCGGGCGCGUCGACGUGCUAGACCUUCUACGGACGACAACGCACGCCGUGCGGUCCGUGCGCAAUUACCUCCUCUCCCUGCCAGACGAUGGUCCCACGCCAGUGAAACGCGACUUUCAUUUCCGCCCGCCGAUGAUGACAAUGUCAAGCGCACCCCUCCCGCGCCGGCAGGCCUCGCAGCCAGACUCGAGCGCCGACCCACUGAGCCGGAUCCGGCGGAGCGCGCUCGAGGUGCUGACGGUGCUGCGGAUCGUCGAGGAGGCGUCGCGGCUGCCCCUCUCGGACGACGCGUACGACGCGCAGAGCGACCACGGCGAGUCUACGUCCGGCUCCAGCGGCUCACACGCAGGCUCGGGCUCGGCUUCCGGCUUCGGCUCCGGCCCCGGCAGGAGCGUGUCGCGCGCGACGUCACCCGACUUUCUCGGCGGCGAUGCCGAGACGCCCGUGUCGAUCUCGUACCUGCACGUCCCGCACCGCGACGGGCCCGUCCCCGUAUGGGAGGACGACGACGAUAUCGACCUGAAUGCGAUGACCGAGGAAGAAAAGCGCGAUCGAUGGGAUGAGAGGCUUGUCCUUGGCAGUGGUUGGCUCUACCGCCAAGACGUGAAGCGCGAUGAGCUCACGAAGGAGCGGGAUGUCGUCGCAAGAUAUCUUGACGCGGUGGACGAGACCCUAUUUACUGGGCGGAAGGACGGCAAGCGAGGGUGGGAGCGCGAACGGGAGAAGGAGGAACGGAGAGAGAGGGAGCGUGUAAAGAGCAGGCGAGCAAGUGCGGGAGAUCCUGAGCUUCGAGAGAAGAAGCGGGACAACAGGCGGAUAGUUUCGACAGGCAUGCUGGACGUGUUGAAGGGGCUGACUCUGUCGGACGAGCCCGAGGGCGCCGACCGCUUAUCCGGGGCGGAGAGUGUCGAUGACGAGGAUCUACCAGAAUGGGCUAAGCGUGGCGCGUUCACAGAUGACGACCUCGGAAGACUAUAUGCGCUGCUACAAGCCCUCAUACCCUCUCCCCUACAGCACCUUCUACCUCCUCCACCUGCGGAUCGUGCAUUGCUGUUGAACGCGCUCUCGUCGGGCCAACUGCUCUGCAUCGCAUACAAUACCGGCGUACGUCGCUCGCGCAAGCCAUGGGGUUACGUCAACAAGGACGCGAUCCACGAUAUCGCGGCUCUCGAAGCCCAGUCUGUCGCGGAGCAGGAGCAGGAGAAGACGCGGGGGUGGACGUUCCGACGGACAGACAACCUGCGCCUCUGGGCAGCGGCUCUGAAGCUUCGGUACAGCAUCCCGGUGUGGAUGCCGCCGUCUGCGGCCACGAACAAGCUCUCGCCAGCAGCAACGCCCUUGUCGUCGCCGUUGAGCCCAAUGUUCCGGUUCCCGGCAGUGGAGCCGCCGGUGACGUUCGACGUGCCGCUCAUCGCGCGCAAGGAGCCCGGCUGGGAGGACAUGCUCGAGACGCUCGCGCUGCGGUGGACGCAGGCCGUCGUCGAUGAGAAGCGCGGGAGUGAUGGUUUGCGGGUUUAUGCGUGAUGCAUGGUACCGCGCGAGGUGGAAUGCUGGCGUGUUAGUGAGCCUAUUAUUUGAUUCUAUGCAAAUAGUUCUUGCGUAAUGAUACUGUAGCUAACUUAUGCUAAUGUAAAAGCUCCUUGUCCGACAGGGGUCGUUUCCUUGGAAUAGGCGCGAGAACCCCUACUGCCUGGCAUCUCCAGGUCUGCAUGCUUGCGCCGUCGAUACGCGAGAGCCUACACCUGAUGGCUAGUGUGGGCGAGCUUGACAACAAGGGUACAGCAUACACUGGGCUUCAUGCAGAACGUGUCUACGGCGGUGAUAUCUAAGCUGACUGAUGUCCACUGUACAGGGUAAUGAAUAAUGAGCGGCGGAAGAGGGAGAACAAGGAGAACAGGGAGUUCAGGGGAACAAUGUGGAUUGUUGGAGCGGUCUGGAGUGGGCAGGUGCAACGAAGGGUAGAGAACGGGCUUCACUGACUAUUACGUCUCCAGUUCUGUCCACUAGUCCCAAUGUGACGCUAUCGCCAUCCACUCCAUUGUCCUCUGGAAGCAGCACGGGAGCGGUUGGGCCAGUCAGGUGCGCCUCAACAUUCACGAAGAGACGGGCCACGUCGUAAAAGCCGUGCAGGGCUGCUUCUU
Phanerochaete carnosa HHB-10118-sp is the source of this 2790-nucleotide messenger RNA. RefSeq lists its product as uncharacterized. The coding region runs from base 140 to 2173 and encodes 677 amino acids. NCBI's taxonomy places the organism in Eukaryota, Fungi, Basidiomycota, Agaricomycetes, Polyporales, Phanerochaetaceae. The transcript has 4 exons. The record is from RefSeq and is a predicted model, not a curated record.